This is a messenger RNA of Drosophila grimshawi, 1604 nucleotides long. RefSeq names its product alpha-ketoglutarate-dependent dioxygenase alkB homolog 6. Lineage: Eukaryota; Metazoa; Arthropoda; Insecta; Diptera; Drosophilidae. The record is from RefSeq and is a predicted model, not a curated record. The coding region runs from base 139 to 804 and encodes 221 amino acids. The transcript has 2 exons.
ACCACAAUCGACUGUCAGCUGUCAAAAAUAGCACAUCCAAGGCCAAAUGACCGGGAUAACGGAAUACAAAUAUUGAUUUGCAAUAAUUGCACUUUAGUUAGAUUCAUUAGCAAGUAGCCAACUCCAUCAGACUUAGUCAUGGAUUUCACGGACUUUGAAGUGCGCAAGUGCCCAGCGACAGUGAUGUACAUUCCGAACUUCAUCACGUCGGAUCAGGAGCAAUGCAUCCUAAGUCAGAUUGAGCGGACGCCGAAGCCACGCUGGACACAAUUGCUUAAUCGCCGCCUGAUCAACUAUGGCGGCGUGCCGCAUCCUAAUGGCAUGAUAGCCGAGGAGAUGCCCGAAUGGCUGCAGAGCUACGUGGACAAGGUGAACAAUUUGGGCGUGUUUGAGUCGCAGAAAGCGAAUCAUGUGCUCGUCAACGAGUAUCUGCCCGGUCAGGGCAUCUUGCCGCACACAGACGGUCCUCUCUUCUAUCCAAUUAUAUCGACCAUUUCGUGUGGCGCACACACUGUGCUGGAGUUCACCAAGCGGGAGACAACUGGCGAUGCGGCCGGUGAGGUGUUAUUUAAACUGCUGCUAGAGCCACGUAGCCUGCUCAUCUUGAAGGAUUCGCUGUAUAGCGAUUAUAUGCAUGCCAUCAGUGAGAUAAACGAGGAUACGCUCUGCGAUCGGAUCUGCAAUUACAAUCUGUGCGAGAACACCUACAAGAUCGGCGAUCAUCUGGUGCGGCGAGCACCACGCAUCUCGCUAACCAUACGAAAUGUGCCCAAGACUAGCAAAAUGAAACUGAAAUUCUGUUAGACUUUGUUGCUGUUGCUUAAUAUUUUCCACAAAAUGCACAUGUUGCGCCACUUAGCCCACUGAAGCCAACCUACAAAGCAAAGCAAAGUUAAUGUUAUAUGUAAUAUAUAAGACAAACAGUGAUUGCUCGCUAAAGAGUACGUUUCUAUAUUUAUAUUUAAUGGUUUUAUAGAAUUUAAAAUGUGAAAAUUUCUGUAUUUAAAAUACUUCGCAAAAGUUGUGAUUCUUAGGUGCAUGGCAUUCUAAUUAGCGAGCGAUCACUGUACUUACUCUUUAAAUCUUCCGAUAGUAAUUUAAACACCAGCACAAACACACGCACAACCACGCACACCAUUGAGCAAUGUUUCAUAAUGCAAAUCGCCGACUUUAUGAGCAAAGUUUGUUGGUGUUUUUCGGCUCACCAAGUGCUUUAUUUUUUGGUAACUAAGAUGUCUACUCAAUUAUAACAAUUAUGUAUAGAUAUAUACAUAUGUAUAAAUAUUUAUGUAUGUGUGCCCUGGCAUUUGUAUCAGUGUAUAAUAAUUUAUAGAUUUAGUUAUUGAAAGCAAUAUAUUAAGCAAUUGUUAUGUGGUACACAGUCUCCAGAGUAUUGUUCUGGAGAGCAACUUCCACUAGCCCUUUAUUGAAAUGGGGUCUUUGUAAAAUAUAUAUGUGUAUUUGUGCAUUUCAUGAAUUCUGUGUGAAUAUAUUUUGUAAUAUUUUUCACCAGCUGCACCAAAAAAACCAAAACAAACGACAAAAGCAAUUCCAAGCAAAUAAAUAAAUUUGUUGUCCACUGUUGUGUGCUUGUUCAAAAAUCA